Molecule: messenger RNA, 1059 nt
Organism: Ambispora gerdemannii
Lineage: Eukaryota; Fungi; Glomeromycota; Glomeromycetes; Archaeosporales; Ambisporaceae
Source: the annotation of a GenBank genome assembly
AUGGUCACUACGUCGCUAAGAUUCGUACCCAGUCUGGAAGCUGCUGCAUUAGUCGUCAAAUCAAUUUAUGAGCAAGAAAUUUAUGAGGCACUAGUUGAACACAUUCGAGUAAUCCAAACAACUCUAGAAAACUAUAAACCACAAGAAGAUGAAUUUAAAGAAGCAUACCAGAAGUAUAUUGAUACCCUGAAAAAAAUAGAAAAGCAUAUCAAACAACUAAGAAAACCUGGGAAGUUUAGUCAACGAUAUAGAAUGGAAAUAUUGAAAUUUAUAAAUCCUAAUAAGGAUGAACAACUGUUUAAACAAUUUACGGAUGCAUUAACACAAGCAAUCAACGCAUUCCAUUUAGAAGUGGGUGUACAAAUGUUCAACGAAAUAUCGAAACAGUCAGAAGUACUAGCAGAACUUACAAAUAUCGUUAAAGGAGUUAAUCCUCGUCCAUCAGCUGUAAUAAAAACAAGUAUUGAUCACAUUUUAAUCACCGAUUAUCCGUUAGAGAAAAAGGAUGUCGUAAGCAGGAGAAAAGCGUUAGUAAAGAAAAUAUUUCGUGGUCAACCAGUUGCUGUGAGAAGAUUGGUAUCUGAUUAUUCUGAGCUUGAUGAAAUCAUGAGAGACAAACUAGAAAAUGAACUGGUCAUUCGAAAUUUUUUUUUCCACGGUGCAAACGUACUCCAUCAUAAUAUCGGAACUAAAAACGUAUUAUUGGAUGAACACCUGACUGCAAAACGCUCAAAUUUUGAUACGAGUAGAUUUACACACCAAACUACAACUACUAUUCCUGGAUUGAGAGAUGGCCUUGAUUUCGGAAUGACUCUUUGGGAAAUAGCUGCAAACGGUAAAAGUCCAUUUUCCGAAAUCGAAUAUUUGGAACUAGAAUAUGCAAUAAUUUCAGGGACACGUCCAUUAAUUCCAGACGAUACUCCACCAGCAUUCGAGAAACUCAUAAGAGAAGUUUGGGAAGAGAAAUGGAAUAAAAGACCGAAGAUUGAUGUAAUUGCCGAAAACUUGUAUAUAAAUUAUCAAUCACUUGUAGAAGGAAAUUCACAAAUAAAGAAUUGA